Molecule: messenger RNA, 928 nt
Organism: Hypoxylon trugodes
Lineage: Eukaryota; Fungi; Ascomycota; Sordariomycetes; Xylariales; Hypoxylaceae
Product: phosphoribulokinase/uridine kinase
Exons: 1
Cellular component (GO): cytoplasm
Source: RefSeq, a predicted model, not a curated record
AUAGCCGGAAUCCCAGGCUCAGGUAAGUCUCCCAACCCCGAAUGAAAUACACACUAACAAACUUCGAGGCAAAACAACACUCUCUCAAAUCGUAACCUCAGCCCUCAACGCACGGCAUGCCACUCUCCACCCAGAAACCCCUUCAGCGGUACCACCCGCCGUCUUCGUGCCUAUGGACGGGUACCACCUAACCCGAGCCCAACUCUCCGCCAUGCCGGACCCAGCCCUAGCCCACGCCCGCCGCGGCGCAGAAUUCACCUUCGACGGGUUAUCCUUCCUCUCCCUCGUCAAGUCCCUACGCGCUGUUCCGCCACCCCCUUUAAAAACGGUGUACGCGCCGAGUUUCGACCACGCGGUUAAAGAUCCCAAGGCCGAUGAUAUUGCUAUUUUACCUACGCAUCGGAUCGUGGUUUUUGAGGGCAAUUAUGUGUGUCUGGAUAAGGAGCCUUGGAGGGAGGCUGCGGGGUUGAUGGAUGAGAGAUGGUUUGUGGAGGUGGAUUUUGAGACGGCUAGGAGGAGGUUGGUUAAGAGGCAUGUUACAGCUGGGAUUGCUAGGGAUGAGAAGGAGGCGGGACGAAGGGCGGAUGAGAAUGAUUUGGUUAAUGGGGAGCAGAUUGUUAGACAGAGGGUGCAGGUACAUGAGGUUGUUGUUAGUAGGGAGGAUGGUGGGUGGGUUCAUGAGUAAGUUGACUUGAUACGAACAUUCAUCGUAUCAAGCUUAAUGGCAUUCUAUUAUAUGACAGGGAAGCUAUCUUGCUGUCUUAACAUAUAUCUGAGUGAAAUUAGAUAUAACUACGGGCAGUAAAUCUCAUAAAAGAUUGAAGGUCUAUGUUUGUUCUCAAAGCCCCCCUAUUUGCUUUCAUAUUCGUUAAAUGAAUUAUCAUGCGGCUAACUGCAACACUUUAUAUUUACAUAUGCUUAUCUAAGG